CUUUGCGAAGAAGGAUUCUUCUUAGAGCAACUUCACCCUCAUACCCUCAUAUCAAUGACAAGAUAAUACGCUUUGGCAACUUCAAUAUCAUCCUCCCAAGACGACGUUCUCUCUUUUCGUCAACCGGCGUGUCUCUUUAUCGUUUCUUCCAUUUGGGAGAACGAAAGUAGGCACGCCGAAGAAUAAUUUCACUUUCCUCCACCUUGUCACCAUAAACCAGGCAACAAACAGAAUGCUGUCUACAUUGAGGAUCAUUCAUCCUCCUUCUUCCGAUAAUCCAACAUGUCUGCCAAUACUGCUUUUGACAGUAGACAAUAAGAAAUUCCUCUUCAAUGUGCCCGAAGGAACGACUAGAAUUUUGCUUCAACGUGGUACAGGAGGUGCUUUGAGAAAUUUCAAGGGAAUCUUUGUACCUCGUUCUGGAAUCGAUGAAUGCGGUGGUCUUGCAGGAAUGCUGAUGUCAUUGGCAGAUCGAUCAUUGUCAGAGGUUGAAUUGUAUGGACCACCUGUUCUUUCUCAAUUGGUAUGCACAGCACGUUCAUAUGCAAGACGUGAUACUUUCAAAGUGAGCAUACACGAAAGCAACCUUUCAGAUAAUGGCUCUUCUUCUUCAACGAAUGGUGGAUUCUUGUACAAAGAUGCAGAUAUUGGUGUUCAAGCUAUUCCAGUAUACCCUAAAGGCUUCUCCUUACCUUAUUCGAAUGGCGUGUCGGAAGCUACGUCUGAUCGACCUUCCAAGAAGCAAAAGAGUGAGGACAGCAUAGAUCAAAACAGAUAUGCACCUACCGCAGAAGUUCAACAUUUCUUGAAUUUGAUGUUCUCAUCCAAGACUCAUAGCAAUGGCAACGACCAAGAAAUAGAGAAUGGAUCGGAUGAAGAAGCUGCACAGAGGGCCAAAGUCACUCAAAGUAGGUUUCAAAGGCUUUCCCCGCCCCCUCUUCCUUCAAUAGAGCUGUCCGAAGCAAACGCUGGACAAGCACCUGCUUUGACGUUCAUCGUAAGAGGAAGCCCAGUCAGAGGACGUUUUGACGCUCAAAAAGCACGAGAGAUUGGUGUACCAGACCCUGCCCUUUUUAGAGCCUUGGCGAGCGGGCAGGAUAUUGAAAUCUCUAGACCGAUACAAUGGUUCGAAUGGGAUGAAAAACGAAAAAAUGCUUGGUACAAUCAGCUUAAAGCAUUAAAGGCAGCCAAAAGUGGGAAAAAUACAAAAGCAAAGAAAGCUGCAACAGUAGGCGAUGAUGAAUUGGCUAAUGUGGAAACGGAGACUGUUACGAUCUACAGCAAAGACUUAUUGGCACCAUCAAUACCUUCCACAGAUUUCGCGCAGGUCUAUCUACCUUCUAUUGAUUACUUGGACUCUUUCCUUUCAGCAAAUACGCAAGCGCAAUUUGAAGCAGCAAAAGAACAAAUGCACACUAUGAUUCAUGCUGUGCAUCCUGAUGUGCUAGAGACUGACAAGUAUCAAGCUUUCAUCAAGAGCUUCCCUACAACGCAUCAUUACAUUUCUUGCCGUCAGUAUGUUCCUGACAAGCUUGGCUACACUUCCUUCUCAACAAGUAUGCUACGUCUAAGCCGAAUCGAUCAAACUUUGUUCAAGGUUCCAAAUUACUCAUUGACGCCAGAGCGAUCACUCACAAAAGUAGGACUUGGUCUAUCCAACAUUCUUCCCAUUGAUACGGAAACGUUGAUCGGACUCCAACCACGUAAACCGCCGACGUUGAAAGAUGCAAAUAUUAAAGACUUCAACUUUGCGAUUGAUUCACCAGAAGCAGAGGCAUUGGCCAGUUUCUCUUAUGAGCCAGAGCUUGAAUCUCAAGCUGCUCCUCUUGAACGUGGGCGACAGAGAUGGACGAGAUACUUGCAAUUAAUUGCAAACUUACACGAAGAAGAGAUGCAAGAUGUGUCUCAUGAUGCAACUUCAAGUCAACUCGACAAGAUUGCACUUACCACCCUGGGCACUGGGAGCGCUUUGCCUAGCAAGCAUAGGAACGUUAGUAGUACCCUCUUGCAUCUUCCUGACGAUCAGGGUUACAUUCUUUUGGAUGUAGGCGAAGGCACAUACGGACAAUUAUGUCGAAGAUUCGGCGCAGAGGUUGACGAGGUCAUUCGUAAUAUCAGGUUGAUCUUCCUCAGUCAUACGCAUGGUGAUCAUCACAUGGGAACAGCGAAAUUGUUGGCAGAACGAAAGAAGCUUUCGAUUGAUCGUCCAUUAUUUGUGCUUAGCAACACUUUCACUCGGGCAUAUCUAUCUGAAGUCAAUGACAUUCAAUCUCUCGAUAUUUGUACACCGAAAGAAUCAGGAAGCGCAAAACGAGGUGUAAUCUUUCUCGAAAGCGAAAACUUUGAUUCUUGGCAUGGAAUACAACCCGAUUCACUCGUCAAAAGUCCAACGCCGAAAGGCCAAGAAGACAAAGCGUAUCGUGCUUUCACUGAAAAUGAUAUCCGUAACUACGUGGACAGAACUCAUCGAGACUCAAAAGCUGAUCACAACAUUGAAUCUCGGGUAAACUUUGUCAUGAAUCAGACCAUGAAAACAAAGAAUCCACUUCGAGAUGCUGUAAAGCAACAAUUGAAUGCUCUAGAGGACAGUCUCAGUGGAACCAAGGUGUUUACUACCGAAGUCGACCAUCGAGGAGCAAAAUGUUUCGGAAUCGUGUUGCGAGGAGAGGGUUGGAGUAUGGCAUACAGUGGUGAUACACAACCUUGUGAACGUUUCGUCCAAGCGGGUAAAGAUGUUGACAUUCUUUUGCAUGAGGCCACAUUCGAAAACGGAGAAGAAGAGAAUGCGGCAAAGAAGAAGCAUAGUACCGUUGGACAGGCCCUUGAUGUUGCGCGAAAGAUGGGAGCAAAGAAAUUAUUAUUGACCCAUUUCAGUCAACGAUAUCCCAAUAUACCAAAGAUCAGACCAGAACAAGCAGGUGGUGACAAUUCUGGUAUGAACCCAUUGGUUGGUAUUAGCUUCGAUUUAAUGACUGUCAGACCAAACGAUAUCGGCAAAACGGAACGCUACCGAGAAGCAUUGCAGGUCUUAUUUGAUGCUGAAGAAGAGGAUGGUGGAGACGAAGAUAGUGGAGAAGGAGAGAAUAGAGAGAAGAGUAAAGUGAAGAGCGAGAAAGAAAAUGCGAACGGAAAAGCCAAACGCAAAGAUGCGAAGGAAACAGAAUCUGUCGCGGAAGGUAAGUGAGGUUGACAAAGUUUAAUACAGCUAAAAGUAGAGACAUCGUCAUUGACAGACCAUCUUGCCGAAUAUUAUCCAGACAAAAAGCCUGAGCAGCCAAGAAAUGGGAAUGCAAAAGAUGUACAACCAAAUGAAUCAUCUGCUCCCAAGAGCACUUCCUUCAAAAAUCCAAAAGGCUACAUCAUACAAAGCAAGUACGUCAAAGAUCAUGAAUACGUUUACGUGGUGAUCAAUGCGGUACCCUUGCAACGUUCACGCAAUACACCUGCUCCAACCGAAGAUGCUCCUUUCAGCAGAUUGACAUUUGCUGAUUCGGUGCAAAAAUCGUUGGACGAGAUGCAUGGCUUGGUGGGAAGCAGUUUUGAACGAGAUUUAAUCUUAUUUCAACCUUC
This is a messenger RNA of Meira miltonrushii, 3570 nucleotides long. Its product is annotated as Metallo-hydrolase/oxidoreductase. Gene Ontology annotation, molecular function: 3'-tRNA processing endoribonuclease activity. Bases 233 to 3184 code for a protein of 983 amino acids. Gene Ontology annotation, biological process: mitochondrial tRNA 3'-end processing. The transcript has a single exon. The record is from RefSeq and is a predicted model, not a curated record. Gene Ontology annotation, cellular component: mitochondrion. Lineage: Eukaryota; Fungi; Basidiomycota; Exobasidiomycetes; Exobasidiales; Brachybasidiaceae.